Messenger RNA from Geodia barretti, 1894 nucleotides. The record is from the annotation of a GenBank genome assembly. NCBI's taxonomy places the organism in Eukaryota, Metazoa, Porifera, Demospongiae, Tetractinellida, Geodiidae.
AUGCGCAUAAUAAAGGGGUGGAGCCCACCGCCCAGCUGCACGAUCGAGCAGCCCUGAAUUCUUCCAUUGGUUUCACGUCCGCCUCCAGGCUUGCAAUUUGCCCAUAGCUGUCACUACGUCUUCUGUCUCGAGGUAGAGAAACUAGGGCAGAGCGGAGGAGCCAUGUCUGCCACAGGAUUAGAUGCGGAGGUGGACGUCGAUACGAUGACGUUGACGAGGUACGUGCUCAACGAGCAGCGGAAGGUGAAGGGAGCGACGGGGAGCCUCACCAUGCUACUCAACUCCCUCCUCACCGCUAUCAAGGCCAUCUCCACUGCAGUGCGCAGGGCCGGAUUCGCCAAGUUGGGAACAGCAGUAGGAGUGGCCAACGUGCAGGGUGAAGACCAGAAGAAACUGGACGUGCUGGCAAACGACCUAUUUAUCAACAUGCUCAAGUCUUCCUUUGAGGUCGGAGUCAUGGUGUCUGAAGAGAAUGAGCAGUGUAUUGAAGUCACGGCUGCCGAGAGAGGGAAAUAUGUCGUUGCCUUCGACCCUCUGGACGGGUCUUCCAACAUUGACUGUCUCGUCUCCAUCGGCUCCAUAUUUGGAAUAUGGAAGAAAAUCUGUGAGGGACCAGCAUGUGAAGCGGAUCUCCUUCAGUCAGGGAGGGAGCAGGUAGCUGCAGGCUACGCCCUGUACGGCAGUGCCACCAUGAUCGUCCUCUCCACCGGACAAGGGGUUAACGGAUUCACUCUAGACCCAGCAGUAGGAGAGUUUGUCUUGACGGACCCAAACAUGACCAUUCCCAAGAGAGGCAAGAUAUUCUCCAUCAACGAAGGAUACACUCAAUACUGGGACGAGUCCACUACCAAGUACAUCGAGGAGUGCAAAAGACCCAAGGAUGGAGGGGCUCCAUUGGGAGCUCGCUAUGUCGGGUCCAUGGUGGCAGACAUGCACAGAACUCUCAAGUAUGGAGGAAUCUUUUUGUACCCUGCCAGCACGAAGAGCCCCAAGGGAAAGCUACGACUGCUCUACGAGUGUUGCCCAAUGGCAUACAUCAUAGAACAGGCAGGAGGGAAAGCUUCGAGUGGUGUGAAGCCGAUCCUCGAUAUUCAACCGACGGACAUCCACCAGCGAGCACCCAUCUUCAUCGGUUCCGUGGAGAACGUCGACGACUACCUCAGAAUCAGGGAUGAGUGCAACAAGGCCGAGAAAAAGUGAAGAAUCCCGCUUCACGAUUCUAAACCCUACAAUUUCCAAUUCUAUAACUUCUUUUAACAGUGAUUGGGGUAUUAUACAUUAAUAUUUGCUACUCUGACAUGAAAAAAAACAGUAUUGUGUUGCGCAGUAGUAUGUCUGAGACAAAAGUCUGUGAGAUAUGAACAUCAGAAAGGCCGUUUCUUGGCCAUUUGUCGGUAGAUUUGCUGCUCCACAUAGUGCACCUGGGCAUACAAGUCGGCACCAUCACUAUGGCUGGUGGCAAACAAUGCUCCCUAUGGCUACAAUUAAGGCAGUGACUCUAUGCUCUCUUCCACCUUCCCGCCAGAGUGUAAAAAGGCUAGCUAGAGAGACUGUCUCCCACAAUAUAACAUACCAUGUCCUCGGCCUCCAGCGCCCGGGUCUUGUGCGGAGAGUGCUCUCCGCCGUUAUCCGGCAACUCGAAGUGGUACAUGUCCUUCAGGCUCCCCACUUUCCCCCGGUACACAAAGCCGUGUUUGUCGGCCAGUUCUCUGGCCUUCGUUUCUCCUCCGCGCACCUCUACCGCCCAGCUGUCGGCGUAGCCACCCUCUCUCUUCUUCUGGCUCAUGGCAAGUACGGCUACUCCCAGGAGAACCACCGGCAGAACGAGACGCAUUUUUCUCUCACAUGCACUGUCGCUUGAUGAUGGUCAUUGGAACCACGCCCUUUAUACUGA